AUCAGAAUGAUUGUAUUCAAAAUGGUCUCAGGUGCUGUGAUGUAAUAAUCACGGAAUGCAGUCCAUUGUUAUCAGCUCUUGCUUUCCCGUAAGCUCUGCCUGCUCAGUUUUGUGACGUCAAUAAAGGCCUUAGCUUUACAUUACUAUGACAGGGAAAUGUAUGUUCUAUUGUUUAAUUCAGAUAAAGGAAUGGUGAGGAAAAACUGGUGCUAUUUAGAGAAGCACUGGCCAAUUGUCCACAACAACACAAAAACUGUAUCCUCCAAUCACCAACCAAACUAAAGAUGCAGCCUGGAUUGCGAUUAGAGUAAAGGGAAGACUGAAUUACCAAACUUUCUCAGCCAGAAAAGGAGAACAGCACAGGGUUAUAUCAUCAAUGCUACCUUAGGUAGGGCACUCUUACCUUAUCGACUCUCUCUUGUGCUACCUAAGUAAUUUAAAACAUGUAACAUGUAACGCAAAGCAUUCAAAGUUUAUCAUUCUGGUUUAACACAAUAGUUCUGAUCUUUGUUUCGGUCAAUUGUCUUUGUAACUUGUGUUUUUGUCAGGGCCCCUUUGGAAAAGAGGUUGCAACCUCAACGAGGUCUUCCUGGUUACAUAAAGUUUUAAAAAUAAAAUGAAGACCAUGGCAGGGAUUUCUAGAAGUGUGUUGCUGUUUCCCAUUUUAGGUGGAGAUUGUGAUGAGGUGUCAGUGGCUCUGGUUGUUUGUUGGUAUCUGGUGCCUGCUGAGCGGUCCUGUCUCGUGUGCCCCCACACUGCCCUCUGCUGACCUGGAGGACCUGCAGUCCAUCAGCUCAGAGGUCAUUGUGCGCAGGGGUCCCUGCAGCGCCACCUGUGGGCUGGGGCUCCGCACAGAGGAGAAGUGUUUACUGGAAGGAGGUGGGACUCCCCGGGACUGUCACGAGCACAAGGUGCGGUGCCUGCUGACCUGGCAGUGUGGCCUGCGCACCCUCACCGCACCCACAGGGGGCGCUGUGGUGCUGGACUGUUUGGGCGAGGUGACGCAGGCUCAGGGCAGGUUUGGUUUCUUCCUCUCCUGGCGCUAUGCCCGUGGAGUGGUCACCACCGAUGACAGCCUUUUUGCCCGCUGGCACACGCCGGUGCUGGAUCAGGUGACGCUGGACCCCCUGCAUGAGGAAAAUGCCGGAACCUACCGCUGUGACGUGCAGGACAGCACCCACCGCAUGGUCAAAAGGGUUUACUUCGGGGUUAAGGUCCUGCCCCCAGAUGUAAUACGCCUGAACUUUACCAACGCCCUCAGCCAAUGGGAUAUCACAGACAAGAGGCUGAAUCCAGGACCAGGACCGGAGCCUGUCUAUUCCUAUCUAACACAGAGGGACAUGGUUCUGUACAGUUUGACUGUGGCAGCCGUAGCUGCGGCUCUCAUCUUCCUCUCUCUCCACUAUGGCUGCCAGAGGCUCACUGCCACAGCAGCAGUGAUAUGAACUCUGAUCACUAAUGCAUGCGCAGCACAGGCAGAUCCUCUGUUCAUAAACAAAGGCAUAACUAUAAAUCAAGCUGUGCUGUCACGUGUCUUUAAUACACUGUAAUUACAUUGCAGUGACUUAUUAGAUGCCAUAUCCAGAGUGACUUAUAAAAGUGGAGAACGUCAGUGUUAGACUCAGGAAAACAGAAGUGCAGUUUCACCAAGAAGACAAAAAAGGCCCACCUAUAGUCAUUGAUAGUAUUUUAUGCCAAAGACAAAUUGCUCUUGUGCAUGUGGCAGUGACACGUUUUUUGUUGUU
Messenger RNA from Anguilla rostrata (American eel), 1745 nucleotides. It is a transcript of the gene tmem81, whose product is annotated as transmembrane protein 81. Bases 681 to 1445 code for a protein of 254 amino acids. The transcript has a single exon. NCBI's taxonomy places the organism in Eukaryota, Metazoa, Chordata, Actinopteri, Anguilliformes, Anguillidae. The record is from RefSeq and is a predicted model, not a curated record.